GAGACAGAUCUGUUAGCCGACUCCAGCCACACAGAAACCAUAUAAGAUAUCUCCUGCAGCAAUAUCCCAGGAAUAUUUCUAUAACUUUACAACAAUUUUUUAUCGAUUCUCGAACAAAGCUUCGAUGACCCUUUGAUUAUAUUUCUUUGCACAUACUGCCCUUCAAUUGAGGGCCACCACACAUACAUCAUGACGGCUCCCUUCAAAACCACGAUGAAGCACACCUACAAGCGACAGCAAAAGAAGUUAACGACUACCCAAUACCGUGUUUCAAAACCAGCAGCUAAAUGCAGAAGAGCCAACGAUGCCAUGCAGUCACUGACAUAUCAUUCAGCUCCGUUCAUUUCUGAGGCCGAGGGUGGCAUGCAACACGUUGCAAUGAAUGAGAGACAAACCGCAUGGGUUGAGGCUCCUCGGCGCUCGGUCAAUUCAUAUAUAUUGUUUCGUACCUUCUACAUGAUUUUGACGGUGCUUGGGAAUAUUCCGCAGAAGUACAAGUCUGCUAUCCUCAGUGUCUUGUGGGGUCGCGAUCCUUUUCACGCCAAAUGGUCCAUCAUUGCUCGCGCUUAUACCCUCAUGAGAGAUGCUGGUGUUAGGAGAUCCGUAUCCGAGUUCCUUGCUCUCGUGUGCCCCCACAUUGGUAUCCUAACUGUCGACGAUUACCUUUCCGACCUCAACUGGACAUUCGAAACCAAUGAAGAAGGGACUGUCUGUCUUCGCCAGACUUCUCCACCAGAGAUCGGUUCGUUUCCAGCACACAUCGCCAGAACUCUCUUAACAGAUUUGGACAUCAUCACCUUUUGUGGCACUCAAGGCUACUUGCCAGUUGCGACCGCUGCCAGCAUUGUUCAAGGUUGGAACCGUGUGCAUCCAAUGGCCAACAUGGCUAUUCAAGGCACUCUCCCUGUUACACAGCACAUUGCUUCCACUCAGAAUGCAUAUGGUGCCUGGGAGAUGCCUUCAGGUGUCAUAGUUGCUCCACCCCCCAAGCCGGCUUUCGACCAGCCUAUUGCUUACACUCCUCCCGCUCUAGUGCCAGGUGCAACAGCAUCACUAACUGGCUCACUGCCACCACCUCCUCCUUGGUCCACUGGUAUGAUGGCUGGAUACUGGGGUCACGACAGUGGUACUAUCGACCUCAGUGCACUUCACACUCAAUUCGAUCAAUUCAACCCCACCUCUCUCACUGACGCAGGCGGUCUCUACAUGCCUGAAGAUGUCCCUUCACCACCACUCUUUGCCGACUUCUAAUUCUUUGUAUAUUUGUUCGAACUUUCGUGGCACCGAUGUUAAUUAUCUCGGCUCCACGAUCAACACACUCCAGCAUGGAGCUACCUCAAUAAUUAAGGAGUUGGAUGGACGUUUAUACUCGCUGGCGCA
Molecule: messenger RNA, 1380 nt
Organism: Botrytis cinerea B05.10
Lineage: Eukaryota; Fungi; Ascomycota; Leotiomycetes; Helotiales; Sclerotiniaceae
Exons: 3
Coding region: 190-1251 (353 amino acids)
Biological process (GO): positive regulation of mating-type specific transcription, DNA-templated
Cellular component (GO): nucleus
Molecular function (GO): DNA binding, bending
Source: RefSeq, a predicted model, not a curated record